This is a messenger RNA of Neltuma alba, 1743 nucleotides long. Its product is annotated as receptor-like protein kinase HSL1. The record is from RefSeq and is a predicted model, not a curated record. Lineage: Eukaryota; Viridiplantae; Streptophyta; Magnoliopsida; Fabales; Fabaceae. Gene Ontology annotation, molecular function: protein binding.
GCAAGAUUACGAGAUUAUUUCGUGAGUUAGGCAUGUUCGGGGGGUAAGAAUGACAUUCCCAUGGCGUUUUCCUCCCUAGCUUCAUGAUCUUUGUCUGGCUAGCUCAGGUUCUUGGCGUGUCCGUAGUCGUUCAUUACUUGGUGCCACCUAUGGUUUCUGAUUCUUAUAAAGACCACUUGAAUUCAUCCAGGCCACCAUCUCAAACAAAUCCGCUUUUGUCUGGAAAUGGCGAAAUAUUCAAACACUUCCCACUUUCCUCUCUAUCCCAUCCUAACCAUAACUUUAUGUUUUAUAGCUUCACCAACCCUUGCGAUAACACUUAAAUCUGAUAUUCGUGUUCUUCGGGAAAUAAAACGGGCCAUCGACCCCAAUUCUAUCUCCUUCUCAUAUAUGAGCAGCUGGGACUUCUCGAUGGAUCCGUGCGAAAGCACAGGCUCAAAAUUUCUAGGAAUCUUGUGCAGAUUGCCUCUAGACAACUCCUCUAGCAGAAUAACAGCCAUUGAUCUCGAUGCAGUUGGAUAUGAUGGGUUCAUAUCCCAAGCUAUUGGGAAUCUAUCAGAGCUAACCGUUCUGAAUCUGGGGAAGAACAACUUCAGAGGGCCAAUACCAGGUACCGUUGGCAACAUGAAAAAGCUUACCAGGCUUGACAUGUCAAACAAUUUCCUCACUGGCCUCAUUCCGGCACAGCUUUGUAACAUUAGGAGUCUUGAUCAUCUAGACCUUUCUGGGAAUAAGCUCUCGGGGGUAAUCCCCGCCAGAAUUUCUGGGUUAAGAAGUUUGACCUAUUUGAGCUUGUCAGACAAUGGAUUUGCAGGCACAAUCCCCGACCUCACAGGGCUUUGGCAGCUCAACACAGCAGAUCUCAGCAAUAACCAGUUCUUUGGAGACUUUCCACGUCUCCCAGUGAGUUUACGAACACUCCGUCUCAGCCAUAAUAUACUCUCCGACAAUAUUACUCCCCUCACGAGGCUUAAACUCCUCAGAUGGAUAGAUCUGAGCGACAACAGGCUCUCAGGUUCCAUCACAAGGGAUAUUCUAUCCUUGCCCAGGCUAGCGUAUCUCAAUAUCUCUUUCAAUCGCUUCACGACAUUAGAGGUCGCGAAUUAUGCUUUAGAAGAUUUGCAGCUCCAAGUGCUUGAUGCUAAAGAGAACCAUAUCCACGGGCAUUUACCAGUAAACUUGGCCACAUUUCAAAAUCUAGCAUCGAUUAAUUUGGCAAGGAAUCAAUUCUCUGGUUCCAUCCCCAAGGAAUACGGAGCUAAACUGCAAAGAUCAUGGAGGAGUCUGUAUUUAGACAACAACUUUCUUAAUGGUAAUCUUCCUACAGAGUUCAAUCGCAUGAGGAUUAGAGGCAGUCUUGCAAACAACUGCCUCAACUGUCCAACGAAUGUUUUUCUUUGUCGUGGAGGGCAAAGACCAGCUACAGAAUGCGUCGGGCAAAACGAUUACCAGACUUAGGCAACUUCGUCAGACAUGACAACUUUAUGGUGAAUAGUGCAAUGGUUAUCAUUUAUAAAAGAUUAUCAUCUUGAGAAGCGUUUCAAGAACUAGUAGAUAAAUUAUAAACAAAACGUUCAGUAUACGUGCGGAGCUUAUGCGUUUCUGAAUUUCUUCCAUUAACCUAACCAACACUACGGGCAAAACACAAAGAAAUCCGAAGGUUACCAUUCGCCAUCGUGCUAAUCCCUCAAAGGGGGAAAAAGUAUGAUAGAACAAGUUAAGAUAUCAACAUUAAUACCUAAC